AUGGUAGCCCCCAGGAACACAGCUUAUGCUGAGGAGAGCGCGGAGGUGGAGGUGCUCUAUGCCAACCUCGAGAAGCUCAACCGUCUCACCAAGAAGAUCCAAGGCUCCCUUGUGCGCUUGGAAACAAGUGGCAAGGUGGUCAAGGAGGCCAUUGGUCCAAUCUACAGCAACACUCAGUCUCUCCAAAUCACAAAUAGCAACAUCGACAAGGUUAACGAUGCCAUCGACCGCCUCCGACAGCCCCUCGACGCGAAGAGCCGCGAGGAAGGCAUCAUCCGCGCAGGGCCGCAAAGCUCUGGUCUCUCUCAAUACCUCUCGGCGAUGAAACGUGUUGAAAAAGCGCUGGUCGACCUCAACUCAACGAACCUUCGAUCCAACCAGAACGCGAUCACAGACUUCAACUCGCUACUAGGCACCGGUAGUAACAAGCUUCAAGAGAUGCUUCGAUCCGAAUUACAGCAACACAUUACACCGAUCGAGCCGCUACAUUAUCUUACCAAAGAGCUCCCUUUUCCAUCCAUCCCCGAAGAAACCGUUUCACAACUCGCUCCAUUAUGCGCGGUAAUUGGGUCUGCAUCCUUCCACGGACCGCUGCGCAAUAAAGGGGAGAGCCCUGCUUUGAAAAUCUAUGCCGAUGUGCGCGGGCCGUAUAUCACCUCAGGCCUACAGAACCUCGCGAUCGCAUCCGUCAACACUGUGAAACGAAAGCCUACCGACGGCCCAUAUAAACAAGGCACAAACGGUAUCGGGAUUUACUCGAAUGCGCUGGAAGCCUUUAUCAUUACUGAGCAUGGCAUCGUUACGCAAGUCUUCACCGGGGAUCAGCAAGGACUGGCAUUGCAGGCCACGUUCAUGUCGCCGAUGGCAGAGUACUCGAAAACUUUGCGCGAACUGAAUCAAUAUAUUAGAAUGAACUUGAUGACGGACUGCUUCCUGGCAUUCGAGAUCAUUGAGAUCGUGACGGCAAUGUCCUAUCGCAUCGAUUCCAAGGCGGCGGAGUUGAAAAGCCUCCUCAUCGAAGCUUUGCGACCCGUUCGCGAAACCGCUAAGUCCUCGCUGUCGGAGCUCAUCGAGGAGACAAAACGCAAGGCUGCCAAUUCUCCACUUCCCCCGGACGGUGGUCCUGUGCCCUUGGUGGAGGAGGUGAUGAGCUCUCUGAUCACCUUGACCGGCUAUUCGGGUCCCUUGGCUUCUAUCCUGACAUCUCUGGGUGAUGGAAACUGGCGCUCCAAGUCGAGCACCGCAGGUUCGGCCCCCUUGGACGUGGGUCCGGACAGCGGUACUCUAUUCUCUCAUUUUAUUCUCGAUAUGAUUGAAGCUCUCAUGACGGCACUGACUGACCGUGGCUCUCAAUUCCAUCGCUCAAAAGCUACACUUGGUGUAUUCUUAUCCAAUGUCUUCUGCGUUGUCGACCGGUCUAUUCGGAAGAACCCGGAACUAGCGCGAUAUCUCGGUGCUCCCGACAGCAUCUCUCGAAUCGAUAACUUCCGGAAACGUGCGACCUCGACGUAUCUCGAUGCAUGGAGAGAAGUGUCCCAGACCUUGCUCGAUGUUCAAUAUACCUCUCGCUCCGGGGCGCGACCAAACUCUGGAGGCGCAGUGGACUCCAGUGCCAUUGUCAAGAAUCUUUCCUCAAAAGACCGAGACGCCAUCAAGGAAAAGUUCAAGGCAUUCAAUGCAAGCUUCGACAACAUGGUUUCCCAACACAAAUCCCUUCACAUGGAACGCGAGGUUCGGUCAGUUCUGGGCCGGGAGCUGCAAGCUGUUCUCGAACCACUCUACUCUCGGUUCUAUGAUCGCUACGUGGAGAUCGACAAGGGCCGUGGCAAAUACAUCAAAUACGACAAAUCCAACUUGUCGGUACAGCUGGCGCAGCUCUGCUGA
Penicillium waksmanii is the source of this 1884-nucleotide messenger RNA. Its product is annotated as EXO70 family protein. Gene Ontology annotation, biological process: exocytosis. Lineage: Eukaryota; Fungi; Ascomycota; Eurotiomycetes; Eurotiales; Aspergillaceae. Gene Ontology annotation, cellular component: exocyst. Bases 1 to 1884 code for a protein of 627 amino acids. Gene Ontology annotation, molecular function: phosphatidylinositol-4,5-bisphosphate binding. The record is from RefSeq and is a predicted model, not a curated record. The transcript has 3 exons.